UUCCGUCGUCUUUCCGUACCGCACGUACUCACAUGCGGCAAAUACUCUACAAUUGAAACGCGCGCCCUCUGCCCGCUGUAAAUAUAAACAUCUACCGAGAGUAGACGAAAAUGGCGUCGACGAAAACUGUGUUGUUAUACCAGUUAAACUUUUUAAGUUUACUUACAAUGAUAGCUCAAAUCAAAAAGCCACAAAAGCGAAGAUUUUGGGUGCGAAAAAUAUUUCGAUAUCGUUCGAAAUUAGGAGUUUCGAACACUUUGGUACCCGAGUUAAGAUUAAACGAUCCCGAAUACUUCAUGCAGUUUCUCCGAAUGCCCAUCGAGACAUUCGCAAAGUUAUUGCGUUUAAUUGAGCCCGAUAUAACCAAACAAAAUACCCGAUGGCGUGAUGCUAUAUCAGCUCACGAUCGACUAUGUUUAACAUUAAGGUUUCUUGCUACUGGAGAAACUUUUCGAAGUUUGAGUUACAGUUUUCGAGUGGGAAGAACAACAGUAACUAAAAUAGUGAGAGAGACCAGUUUUGCUAUUUGGAAUAGAUUGAAAGGAACAUAUAUGAAAGUUCCUCAGACAGAAGAGGAAUGGCAAAACAUUGCUGAGGGAUUUUUGGAACGUUGGCAACUGCCCAAUUGCUGUGGCAGUAUUGAUGGUAAACAUAUUGUUUUGCAGUGUCCUGCAAAUACUGGGUCUCUUAAUUAUAAUUAUAAAGGGAGAUUUAGUAAGAUAUUAAUGGCUGUUGCAGAUGCCCACUACAAAUUCAUUUUUGUAGAUUUUGGACAUUAUGGAAGCAAAAGUGAUGGAGGAGUUUUUCAGAAAUGCACAUUUGGCAAAAAAAUAAUAAAUCAGACGUUUAAUCUUCCCAAAGAUGCUAAUUUGCCAAAUUGUGAU
Molecule: messenger RNA, 884 nt
Organism: Centruroides sculpturatus (bark scorpion)
Lineage: Eukaryota; Metazoa; Arthropoda; Arachnida; Scorpiones; Buthidae
Product: protein ALP1-like
Exons: 3
Source: RefSeq, a predicted model, not a curated record